UAGCACAGGACCCAAGCACACAUGCACACGCAUCCUAUCAAGAUGAAAAGAGGCCUAUUAGUACUUUGGUCCUUGUUCUGCCUCUGGGUGGCAAACACUGCUACUGGCAGCAAGCCCAAACACCCUGUUGAGUUUGAUCAAUUGAUAUAUGUUUCACAAAAACAGCAUGCAUCUGUGAACAGCAGCACUGCUAGUUCAUCAGUGCAUGGUGGCUCACAAGAUUAUCUGCGGGAGAAGGAUAAGAUCAGAGCAAUGCCAGGUCAGAAGGAAGAAGCAAAAUUCGACCAAUAUGCAGGAUAUGUCACGGUUGAUGCAAAUGCUGGAAGGGCUUUGUUCUACUAUUUUGUUGAGGCUCCUCACGAUCCUUCGAAGAAACCACUAGUCCUAUGGCUAAAUGGAGGCCCUGGUUGUUCAUCCUUUGGAGCUGGAGCCAUGCUAGAACUUGGACCGUUCUCUGUCCAUAGUGACAACAAGACACUGUACAAGAAAAGCCAUGCAUGGAACACAGUGGCAAAUAUGCUGUUUGUUGAUAUCCCAGCAGGUGUUGGGUACUCAUACUCCAACACAACAUCAGACUAUCACAACACUGGUGACAAAAAAACCACAGAUGAUGCAUACAUAUUCCUUGUCAAUUGGCUAGAGAGAUUUGUUGAGUACAGGGAUCGUGAUUUCUUCAUAACUGGCGAGAGCUACGCUGGCCACUAUGUACCAGAGCUAGCUAAUUUGAUUAUUUCUAAUAACCGAGCCAGCAACACAACUAAUGUCAAGCUUAAAGGUGUUGCCAUUGGCAAUGCUGACUUGCAGUACAACUUGACUCUAAGAGCAACAUUUGAUUACUUCUGGAUGCAUGCUAUGAUUUCUGGAAAAACCUACAGAACUAUCCAGGCCAGUUGUAGCUUCAACGACACAUAUACUAACGAUUGCGAUAAUGCCAUGAACUUAGCUCUGAAGGAAAAAGGUAAUGUCGAUGACUAUAGCAUCUAUACACCAAUAUGUCAGGAUGCCUCCAGUCCUGCCAGAUCAAGUGACUCGGUGGUGUUCGGUGAUCCUUGCACAAGUCACUAUGUCUCCUCUUACCUAAAUCGUCCUGAGGUCCAAAGAGCCUUACAUGCAAACACGACAGGGUUGAGCUACCCAUGGAUGGAUUGCAGCAGUCCAGUUGUGUUCGAUAACUGGAAAGAUUCUCCGGAGACCAUGCUGCCAUCAAUCAAGAAACUCAUUUCAAGAGGCACAAGGGUAUGGUUGUACAGCGGUGAUAUGGAUGCAGUAUGUUCUGUCACAUCGACCCAAUAUGCGCUAGAUAUUCUUGACCUGCCCACAGAAACAUCUUGGCGCCCAUGGCGCAUCGACAAGGAGGUUGCCGGCUAUGUGGUUGGCUACAAGGGCCUGGUGUUUGUGACAGUCAAAGGAGCAGGGCACAUGGUCCCUUACUAUCAGCCCCGCAGGGCGCUAGCGCUAUUUUCAUCCUUCCUAGAAGGAAAGCUUCCUCCACAAUGAUCUAAUAAGCUACAAGGACUGGUGAAUGCCAUGCCGAGUACCUUCGGCAAUCGUACCAGACCACCGGCAAUCGAUAAGGCCCUAUAAUAUAUACACAUACUUGCAGCUUGGCUUCAGUUUAAUUUCCAGCGAAAGGGAAGGAAAUUAUGUAAUCUCGAGAGUCAAUUUAUAGCUCUCUUAUGUAAUGUAGCUAACAUAAAUUCAGGUGGCAGUACUAAAUCCUGGAAAACAAAUGCAUAAUCCUUGUCCAUCUCUUGAAAA
Molecule: messenger RNA, 1758 nt
Organism: Lolium rigidum
Lineage: Eukaryota; Viridiplantae; Streptophyta; Magnoliopsida; Poales; Poaceae
Product: serine carboxypeptidase 1-like
Exons: 8
Coding region: 22-1497 (491 amino acids)
Biological process (GO): proteolysis
Cellular component (GO): vacuole
Molecular function (GO): serine-type carboxypeptidase activity
Source: RefSeq, a predicted model, not a curated record